UCCAAGAAGUUUGAGGCUGCUGGAUGUUAAUCAAUUUCGAAUCGAGCUAGUCUAUUAUCAGUAAGAUCUGCGUAUGAGAGCAAUAGACGAGUUCAUGGCCACACCACCACAAUUCAACAGUAUAGCCAGGACGUCCAAAGAGCAAGUAUUGUAGAAGACGAGUUACGUUAUCAAGCUGCCCGCGCUUGAAUCUCGUGUAUAGGGGGAACUUCGUUUAGCAAAGGUGGCACAGGAUUUUAUUUUUCUCAACUCCUUGUAACUAGUUGCCGUGGGAAUGUCUCAUUCGUGCAACAGGUGUUACAUAGGGAAACAUUGUAUGAUUUCCUAAUUAGCUAUCGAUAACGAGCUACGUCGUAAAGCCAGACAGAGCAUUGCUGCAAGUAUGGCAGACCUGAGAACAUUCAACGUUGUGAUUCUUGGUGUUGGAUUUUUGUUAAUUUUUACAGCAUUUACAACGUGUGGAAACAUUGAACAAACCCUCAUUAAGAGCUUGGAUAAUGGUAGUUUCACUGGAAGUGGGUACGACAGCCUGGGAAUCAUCUAUGGAGUGUUUUCCUUCUCAAAUUUACUUGCUCCAACCGUUGUUGCUGUAAUUGGACCACAGAUUACCAUGUUUUUCAGUGGAAUUCUGUACAGUGGUUACAUAGCCGCAUUCAUCACUCCAUCAGUAUGGUCCUUUUAUUUAACUUCAGUAUUAAUCGGCAUUGGAGCAGCCAUGCUUUGGACUGCUCAGGGGCACUUCCUUGUGGAGAACUCUGAUGCUGCCACUAUUAAUAGGAACACAGGGAUGUUUUGGGCGCUUCUACAGUGCAGGUUAAACCGAAUCCUCACAAAAUCAGAAUUCCGUAAGUUCGUUAGGUCCUUUGACUUAUCAAACCUAUGUAUUUUUGUAUUCCCUGAUCACUGUCUUUUGCUCAUUUUUAUGUUUUAUUUAUUUAAAGAAACAAUUAUACAACUGCUUAAAACCAAAACAAUAUUGCUCCUGAGCUGCUGUAUGGCAUACAGUGGCCUUGAGCUAUCCUUUUACAGUGGGGUAUAUGGGACAUGUAUUGGAGCAACAGCCGAGUUUGGAGAAGCAUCUAAAGGGUUAAUUGGCAUCUCUGGCAUUGUAGUGGGAGUUGGAGAAAUAGUUGGUGGAGGUUUAUUUGGGCUAAUAUGUAAGAACAACCGCUUCAGACGCACAUCUGUGGUCUUCUUGGGAAUGGUCGUCCAUUUUGUUGCCUUCUACUUGAUCUUCCUCAACAUCCCAGAAGAUGCCCCUAUUGUGUUAAAAACCAACACACAGCACAAACCAUAUCUCACACCAAGUGUAUCAAUUGCCCUGCUGUGCAGUUUCUUGUUGGGUCUUGGCGACAGUUGUUUCAACACUCAGUUAUACAGCAUCUUGGGGCGUGUGUAUGCUGAGCAAAGUGCACCUGCCUUUGCCAUCUUUAAAUUUAUUCAGUCCAUCUUUGCAGCGAUCGCCUUCUUCUACAGUGGCUAUCUACUUCUGACAUGGCAGCUCCUACUAAUGGUGAUCUUGGGCUUUACUGGAACACUCUGCUUCUUUAUGGUGGAGAGAAUGCAACAUUUCUCUGUUGAUCUGCAAGAAUACUAGCGGAAUUGUCAUCACAAUUUCACUACUGACAGUUAAGUAUAGUAAAACGGUAAUUUCCUGUUUAACACUAACGAUGCCUGACAUUUUCUGUUUUAGCGUUUAACUUACAUUUUUAUUCUGCACACAAUACACUAAGUUGUACCUUGCUCUUAUUUAUGUAUAUUAAUGUAGACUUCUCUUUACAUGCACACAACCUUUGCUGUCACUCUCUCAGGGUUGAUGUAUAAGAUUUUCUUACACUUGCAAAAGUGUUAUUCAUCAAACAUAUCAUGAUUCCUCAAGAAACUUUUAUUAAUAUAAAUCAAUAUCAGCUUAUUGAUAAAAUGUUUGACAAGUGGCAGUCACCAAAGAUUUCACAGGAAUUACUUCUUGAAUGUGUAUUUAUCAAUUGUACAGUUGUGUGUGUGUGUGUGAUGAAACCAUUUUAUAAUUGUUAAGAAGAAUACACCAGCGCUUACAAUCCUUCACGUACCCAUUGUCUUGCAAUGCAAUGCAACCACUACUUUGUGACUUAUUUGGAAAUCUUUUUGAGCUUUGAUACAAUCCAUUUUUUUAAAUGUAGAAGUAGUUACAACAAUGUAUAAAUGAGAAUUUAUAGCUAAUAAUUUUUAUAAAUAUCCUGUCAGUAAUACCCACAAUUCAUUUUGUCUCUACCUUUUAUAAAUAAAGCUAUUUACAAAAGUAUAGUACACUUUAAUAUCUU
Osmerus eperlanus (European smelt) is the source of this 2300-nucleotide messenger RNA. RefSeq names its product UNC93-like protein MFSD11. NCBI's taxonomy places the organism in Eukaryota, Metazoa, Chordata, Actinopteri, Osmeriformes, Osmeridae. The transcript is spliced from 11 exons. The record is from RefSeq and is a predicted model, not a curated record. The coding region runs from base 383 to 1597 and encodes 404 amino acids.